AUGGCUGACAUGGCCACCGCCCCGCUCCUGACAAGGCACAAAGCCAAUCCGCCGAAGGUGCCUUCAGCUUCAAUCGACGACAUGAUCGAGAAGUACAUCGGAGACACCGGCGCCAUGCAGCUGCUCAAGGCAGUCUUUGUGGCCUUGGCCUGGGCCUUCGACGCGCAGCAGGUGUUCAUCUCCGUGUUCACGGAUGCGGAGCCGCAGUGGCACUGCGUCGGCGUAGCCGGCAACUCCUCCUGCAAGCCGGCUGCGGCCUCGCCGUGCGCGCUCCCGCUCGACACGUGGGCAUGGGAUCGGCCGGCCAAGACGUCUGUGGUGUCCGAGUGGGCACUCCAGUGCGCCGGCCCGGCGCUCGUCUCCCUCCCGGCGUCGUCGUUCUUCGCCGGCUGCCUGGUCGGUGGCUUCGUGCUCACCACGCUUGCGGACUCGGUCCUCGGGCGCAAGAAGAUGCUCCUCGUGUCCCUGGUGUCCAUGUCCGUCGCCGGCCUUCUCACCGCCCUGGCGCCGAACGUGUGGGCAUACGCCGCCCUGCGAUUUGUGUCCGGGUUCGCAAGGUCGAUAGUGGGCACGUGCACGCUGGUCCUGUCAACCGAGCUCGUCGGGAAGAAGUGGCGCGACACGGUGAGCGUGGCGGCAUUCUUCUGCUACACCGUCGGGUUCCUGUCCCUCCCAGCGCUUGCCUACGCGUUACGCGAGGAGUCCUGGCGGAGCAUGUACUUCUGGAUGUCCGUGCCUUGUCUCUUCUACGCCACUCUGCUUCAUUUCCUAGCCCAGGAGUCACCGCGGUGGCUGCUGGUGCGCGGCCACAAGAGGGAUGCAAUCGAGACGCUGAGGCAGAUCGCCACGCUGGACGGCGGCAACACCACGACAGACCUCUCCAUGCUGGAACUGGAACUGGAAGCAUGUAUUACCAUGCACGAGGACGGUGGGUCGAGCGGUGGCGGCGGCGGCGUGUUCGCCGCGCUGCAGGCGAUGUGGGAGCGUCCAUGGGCGAUCAGGAGGCUCGCGGCGAUCAUGGUGGCCGGCUUCGGCGUGGGCAUGGUCUACUUCGGCAUGCCGCUCACCGUUGGCAGCCUGGGCUCCAAUCUCUACCUGAGCACCGCGUACAACGCGCUGGCCGAGGUGCCGUCGUCUAUCCUCUCGGGGCUUCUCAUGGCCAGGGCCAACAGGCGCAGCUCGGUCGAGGCGCUCGCCGCGUCGGCGGGGGCGUGCAGCCUCGCGUGCGUCGCCAUCCCGCAGCGCGCGGAGGCGGCGCGGAUGGCAGCCGAGGUGCUGUCCUUCUUCGCCACGUGCACGGCGUACGACCUCAUCUUGAUCUACACCAUCGAGCUGUUCCCCACGUCCGUGCGUAACUCGGCGGUGGGGCUGGUGCGGCAGGCGAUGGUGCUGGGCGGCAUUGCGGCGCCGGUGCUCGUCGCGCUCGGACGCGAGAGGAGUAUCUUGUCCUUCGGCGUCUUUGGGCUUGUCAUCGGCUGCUCGGGACUCUUCGCUGCCUCCCUGCCGGAGACGAGGGGGAGGAGCAUGUCGGACACCAUGGAGGACGAGGAGAUGCGCAGCCAGGCUGCCGUGGCGUCUUACACCAGCACAAUCCCCAUUGCAAAAUAUAGUGAUAACGACCCUGUGUAG
This is a messenger RNA of Miscanthus lutarioriparius, 1629 nucleotides long. NCBI's taxonomy places the organism in Eukaryota, Viridiplantae, Streptophyta, Magnoliopsida, Poales, Poaceae. The record is from the annotation of a GenBank genome assembly.